Messenger RNA from Alexandromys fortis (reed vole), 2248 nucleotides. It is a transcript of the gene CUNH20orf144, whose product is annotated as chromosome unknown C20orf144 homolog. The record is from RefSeq and is a predicted model, not a curated record. NCBI's taxonomy places the organism in Eukaryota, Metazoa, Chordata, Mammalia, Rodentia, Cricetidae. The coding region runs from base 1617 to 2234 and encodes 205 amino acids. The transcript is spliced from 3 exons.
AGAGGUUUGGUUGAAGAAGGUGCUUACCUUGCUGUCUGCCUAUGUCUUACUCACGGGAGUAGCAGGGGAAGUCAGGUUCAGGGCAUGCAGGCCCGGCACAGGCAGAAACUCACUUUCUAGUUUGGUUUGGAGAUAGGGUCUUUUUUAGCUUCAUGAUCCUCCUGCCUACACCUUCCCAGUGCUAGAGUUAAAAAUGGGCACCAGUGUGCCCAGCUUCUGAGGGCCCCUUUCCUGGUCCAGGCUGGGGUAUUUUCAUCCUGGCAGGUACGGAGCUGCCGCCUAAGGAUCACAGCCCACUACUACACUGCUUUUCCUGGAUCUCAGUUUCUCUUCUCUGUUAAUCUCAUCUUUGCCACAGCCAGUGAUGUUCCUGGGCACAGCCAGGCAGGGUAAAGGUACAGGGCAGUAAGGCCACUUUUACACUUGGGCCUCUUACGGGCCUGUUGGACCCGCUCACAGUCAGUGUGUGCUGUGUGUGUUUGCUCUUCCGUUAUUCCAUUCACCAAUCUCUGGAACCAACGUUUGCUGCAUGGAUUUUUCUAGACGCUACAUAUACAAGACAUCCAGGCCCCUGAAGAGACACAAACACACUUGCCUGCACUGACCCCAGCCCCUACUACCAGCCUUCCCUCAGUUCCCUGAAGGUAGGCAGAGACAGGCUGCCCGUGCAUCAGGCCCCUUGCCAACCAUCUUGGGAUACCCACUCUCCUCAACUGCUUUCAUCGUGUGCCUCCAUCUCUCCCACAGGACUGAAUGAGGCUCCCCUCCGUUACUUGCUACAAAGGGCUGAGCCUAGUGCCCGCAGUCAGAGUUCUCAAUCUGAAAAUGCCCCCACUGUUGUGGGCCGUACUGUUAGUAAUCUGCUCAGCUACUUACCUGACCAGUCAGGAUGCCCUGAGAAGCCCUCACCCCCACCACACACCCGAACCUACGGUGGGAGUCCUGGGGAGCCAUGGGGAGCUGUGCUCCACAGCAACAUCUACACGGGCUUUGCUUGCCUACCACCUGCCUUGGCUCAACCCAGAUGGUACCUUGUGGACCAGGCUUACAACAAAAGGGCUGGACUAGUGCCCGAUUCCUGUCCUGAAGUCUGUGGGACCUGUUUCGGUGCCACCCCUUUUCAGUAACUUCCCUUUGGAGGUACACGAGGACUGAUGAAUUUUCUGCUAUGUGUGACCACCCACCCCACACCAGACUCCUCCCCAGAAUCUCGUUUACCCGUCAUGAUUUGUAGGAACCAUAGCUGACUCUACUCCGUGUCUGAGGCCUUGAGAGGUUGGUUGAACCUUGGCCAAGAUUAAGCACCUAAUUAGUGGCAGGCCAAGAUUCAAAUUUCCCCUCUGUGCACCUUUAAGCACCUUCUAAGCAUUCUUUGGUUAAAGCACUAGCCCUGUUUUGCAGCUGGGAAGCUGAGCCCAGAAGAGGUCAUGAAAAUGAAUAGAGGCCAGAUUCUCCGGAGCUGGGGCGGUCCAGGGGAAGAACGCAGCUUUGGUGUAAUGAGGUCACUUGUGAGCUCACAAUGCAGUUCACUUGUUGGAGCGGGGCCAAACGGGACCCCUGGGUAGAGGGCAGGGCCGAGGCAGCAUGGGCAGUGGCCUCUAGUGACCAGUCCUACCAUGGGAAACAGCAUUUCCCACAAGAGGACCAAAGCACCCAGUCAGGCCAGCAAGGACAGGCCGCCUGACAUGGACAAGGCCCGUCACAAGCAGUUCUUCAGCCACCUCAAGCGGAAAAAGCCAAGUCACAUCACUUUCCCCUUCUUUCAAUGGCGUGAGGCCCCUGACUCCGCCCGGGUGGGUGAGAACCUCCGCAUCAAGGCUGGGAAAACCAAGAUCGUACUGCUUUUCCCGCUGGACAAGCGGCAGCAGCUGGCCGAGGCAGCAGCGUGCCCGUGUGCGCGGCCCGGGCGGCCGGCUGAGGAUGCGCUCGGCGCCCCGACAUGCUUCCCAGCGGUGGCGCCCAUGCUGCGUGGCGCAGGCGACGGCGUGGACAGGCGCGAAGGCGCGCGCGCCGGGGAGAUGAAAAGGAUCCUGGUGCUGUUGCUGCAGCUGGAAGCACGGCUGCAGGAGGAAGGGCGUCGCGCGGCUGGCGGGCGGGGGGGCGGGGCCAAGGCCCAGCAGGGCUGGCAGCCGCUGUACGCUCAACUGCUGACCCACCACGAGGUCUGCAGCGAAGGCGACCCCCGCGAGGAGCAGCCGCGCAAGCGGCGCCGCUGCCCUCGCCCGCGGUCCUGAGUGCUUGGCACGGC